AUGGCGUCGACCUCCGUGCUCCAGCAUUUCGAGGUGUAUCAGAAGGCGCGCGUGACGUUCGUGCAGGCCGUGGCGGAGGCCGCGACGCGACCGCAGAACAUUGAGGUCAUGCAGAACGCCGGCGUGAUGCAGCUGCUGCGUCCGCUGCUGCUCGACAACGUGCCCAGCAUCCAGCAGUCUGCAGCAUUGGCGCUCGGACGUCUCGCCAACUACAGCGACGACUUAGCCGAGGCGGUCGUGGGCAACGAGAUUCUGCCGCAGCUCGUCUAUUCACUCUCGGAGCAGAACCGAUUCUACAAGAAGGCAGCGGCCUUCGUCCUGCGCGCGGUGGCCAAACACUCACCGGAAUUGGCUCAAGCUGUAGUCGACUCGGGGGCUUUGGAGUCGCUGGUGCCGUGUCUGGAGGAGUUCGACCCGACAGUGAAAGAAGCGGCCGCGUGGGCGAUCGGCUACAUCGCGCAGCACACGGGCGAGCUGGCACAGCACGUCGUGGACGCUGGAGCUGUGCCGUUGCUCGUGCUUUGCAUCCAGGAGCCUGAAGUGGCGCUCAAGCGCGUCGCGGCGUCCGCCCUCAGUGACAUCGCCAAGCACUCGCCCGAGUUAGCCCAAGCGGUCGUCGACCCGGGCACCGUGGCCUACUUGGCGCCGCUGAUCCAGCACCCGGACGCCAAGUUGAAGCGGCAGGUCUGCAGCUGCUUGGCGCAGAUCUCCAAGCACUCGGUGGACCUGGCCGAGAUCGUCGUCGAGGCCGAGAUCUUCCCCAACAUCCUCUACAACCUCAAGGACAUCGACCACACUGUGCGCAAGAACGCCGCCACCUGCAUCCGCGAGAUCGCCAAGCACACUCCGGAGCUAUCGAAGCUCAUCGUGAAUGCAGGAGGAGCCUCGGCACUUGUCGACUACGUAGCGGAAGCAACGGGCAACAACAAACUCCCCGGGAUCAUGGCCAUCGGCUACAUCUCGGCCUUCUCGGAGACGCUGGCGCUCGCGGUUAUCACAUCCAAGGGCAUCACUCCGGUUAAGAGCGCGCUCAUCUCGGAGCCUGAAGAUCACAUCAAAGCGGCGAGUGCGUGGACUUUGGGGCAGAUCGGACGUCAUACACCGGAUCACUCGCGUGCAGUAGCUGAAGCGGACGUGCUUCGCCAUCUAUUGGCCUGUAUGAUCCACCCGAACAGCUCCGAUGACCUCAGGAUCAAGUCGAAACGCGCGUUGAAGAGUGUUUUGGCCAAGUGUACCCAUCUGCAGGCACUGCAACCGCUACUGCGUGACGCCCCCGUGAAGGUGCAGAAGUAUAUUCUGAAGCAGUUCGCGCAGAUGCUACCACACGAUCUCGAAGCCAGGCGCUCGUUUGUGCAGAAUGGGGGCUUGGAGCUGCUGCAGCAACUGAGCGAGGUGGCGGGAGGCAAACUGACCGAGUACAUUCUCGAGAUCAACAACUGCUACCCCCCGGAGAUCGUCGAGUACUACUCGCCGCACUACUCGAAGACUCUGCUGGACAAGCUGGACGACUACCAGCCUCAGGUGCGGUAG
Phytophthora sojae is the source of this 1530-nucleotide messenger RNA. RefSeq lists its product as hypothetical. NCBI's taxonomy places the organism in Eukaryota, Oomycota, Peronosporomycetes, Peronosporales, Peronosporaceae. Gene Ontology annotation, molecular function: microtubule binding. The transcript has a single exon. Gene Ontology annotation, cellular component: microtubule cytoskeleton. Gene Ontology annotation, biological process: cilium movement. The record is from RefSeq and is a predicted model, not a curated record. Bases 1 to 1530 code for a protein of 509 amino acids.